Messenger RNA from Penicillium macrosclerotiorum, 615 nucleotides. RefSeq names its product Hsp90 cochaperone SBA1 (gene wos2). NCBI's taxonomy places the organism in Eukaryota, Fungi, Ascomycota, Eurotiomycetes, Eurotiales, Aspergillaceae. The transcript is spliced from 4 exons. The record is from RefSeq and is a predicted model, not a curated record. Gene Ontology annotation, biological process: chaperone-mediated protein complex assembly; protein folding. Gene Ontology annotation, cellular component: cytosol; nucleus. Gene Ontology annotation, molecular function: Hsp90 protein binding; protein-folding chaperone binding. Bases 1 to 615 code for a protein of 204 amino acids.
AUGGCCACCACUGUGACCCCCGAAGUGACGUGGGCCCAGCGCUCGUCCGAGUCGGAGCCUGAGCGCAACUAUCUCUACGUGAACCUCAAGACCCCCGAUGUCCCCAAGGACGCUGCCAAGCUCAGCCUUACUCCCACCAAUGUUUCUUUCACUGGCCCAUCCGGCAAGGGCGUAACAUAUAACGUCUCCCUCGACCUCUUCGGCGAGAUUGACCCCGAGAACAGCAAGGUCAACCACACCGACCGUGAGGUUGAGCUGGUCCUGCGCAAGAAGGAGCUCAAGAUUGAGUACUGGCCUCGCCUGCUGAAGGAUUCCAAGAAGGUGCACUUCCUGAAGACCGACUUUGACAAGUGGGUGGAUGAGGACGAGCAGGACGAGGCUGCCGACGAUGACUAUGCCAACAACUUCGGCGGCUUCGGCGGCGGCGAUGAGGGUGGUCUGAGCAACAUCGACUUCUCCAAGCUCGGUGGCAUGGGCGGUGCCGGUGGCAUGCCCGAUCUCAGCGCCCUGGCCGGUGGUAUGGGUGACGAGGGUGACGAGGGCGAGGACGAUGAGGACCUCCCCGAGCUUGAGGAGGUCGAGGAGGCCAAGUCUAAGAUCCAGGAGGUCAACUAA